AUGUUUCGAACGAGUCCUCGCUGGGACGACGCUGAUCUAGUAUGGAGGAACAUUGCCAAUGAUGACAUCUACCACCCCAGUCUCUGCAAAAUCUCAAAGGUCAGGAACCCGACAGUCCGUUAUGCUCUGAGAAUCCUCAGCAACACCAUGUUUGCGAGGCCACAGUCAUGCCUGGCCAAGGAGGAAGAGCUACAAAUGGUGUAUGCAGCCACCCAAAGAUGGCUAAACAACAGGUACGGCAAGCCGCUGAACCGCGCUUGGAUGUGGCCAGAAGUAGGGUCCUGGUUACUCAACCAGAUCUUCAAGGCUAAGCAUGACGCCAUUGCAAAUCCGGAUUACCAGAUCUGUAUUGGCGGAUUGUUGACCCCCAUCUUUACUGCAUGUGGGAUUGAUCUGAAACUACACCGAUAUUUCCAGCACAUCCCCAAGAUGGACUUUGAUUAUCUGGUGACCACUCACACCUUAGCAGGAAGGUUGUAUCCAAACACAUUAGUUUACCGUUAUAUGGAAGAUGAGGACACCCCGUUGCUGUGUUUUCUCCCUCAACUCAAAUACUCUGCGGCGGAUUGUGUUAAAAACCUGCAAUUCUCGUUACCACGAGAUCAAGUGGUAUUGGUGCUUAAUUGGAGUUAUCUGGCUUAUCAGAGCCUUGAGGAUUGGAUGGAGUGCGAGGAGGGACUAUGCAGAGGAGUUGCUAGGUAUUGGAGUAGGCAGAAGAGCAGAGGAGCAGAGAUUAGUCAUGAGUCAUCAGGGUUUUACCGAUGA
Molecule: messenger RNA, 765 nt
Organism: Arabis nemorensis
Lineage: Eukaryota; Viridiplantae; Streptophyta; Magnoliopsida; Brassicales; Brassicaceae
Source: the annotation of a GenBank genome assembly